UCGUGAAUAGCUAGUUUUAGCUAUACACAACAAGCGAGCUGGUGGGAAACAGACACGAUUUAGUUGGUUCUACAGCGUUUUGCGAGGAUCACAGUUAGCAUGAAGACCGUAGCGGUGUUUCUGCUGUUCCUGGCCGGUUCCUGGGCCCACUUGUGUCUGAUCAGUCCGCCUCAGCGGGGGUCGAUGUUUGACAUCAACAAACCCGCAUCCCCUGACUGUGGCCUGACUACUGGACCCUGUGGACAGAGGCCAGCUCUAAACAAAACAACUGUGGUUUUUCUGUCAGGGUCCCGUUACACCGUGACAAUACAGAAGAACCUGGAUCAUUAUGACUCAUCAUCUCCGGGAGAGUUCACUAUCAGUUUCCGGCCAAGCAGGAAGGGGGGAUUUACUCUCCUGGAAAAGAUCCCCGACAAUGGUGAACCGUCCCUUACCCUGUACUCUGUCAACAUCACCAUUCCUAAACCUACAGCGCAUUCCGACAUCGGGACCCUUCAGGCGGCGUACGUCACCAGGAACCCCCAGGCUCCGCCCGUAUUCUACCAGUGUACAGACUUCUUCAUCGAGCCUCUGUAGGAUGUACCUGGGAGGGGUGCAGCGAGCAGCAGCAGACAGUAGGGCUGGGUACCGGUACGGUGUACCGGUACA
Messenger RNA from Branchiostoma floridae (Florida lancelet), 648 nucleotides. RefSeq lists its product as uncharacterized. The coding region runs from base 100 to 576 and encodes 158 amino acids. The record is from RefSeq and is a predicted model, not a curated record. NCBI's taxonomy places the organism in Eukaryota, Metazoa, Chordata, Leptocardii, Amphioxiformes, Branchiostomatidae. The transcript has 5 exons.